Cataglyphis hispanica is the source of this 3709-nucleotide messenger RNA. RefSeq names its product glutamyl aminopeptidase-like. Gene Ontology annotation, cellular component: cytoplasm. Gene Ontology annotation, biological process: peptide catabolic process; proteolysis. Bases 390 to 3455 code for a protein of 1021 amino acids. The transcript has 15 exons. Gene Ontology annotation, molecular function: peptide binding; zinc ion binding; metalloaminopeptidase activity. Lineage: Eukaryota; Metazoa; Arthropoda; Insecta; Hymenoptera; Formicidae. The record is from RefSeq and is a predicted model, not a curated record.
CGGAUGUGACAUUUUUCAGACGCGCAGAACAUAGUGAUAAGAACAGUUGCGAUUGAAAAAAUGAUAUUUUUUCCCCGGUUUCGCACGAUAAUCGUUAUGCCAAAGUGAAUUUUUUCGCAUCGAUGAAGUGAAGGCGAAAGUGGAAGAAGUUAUAUCACGAAGCCGAGAAAAUGCAAGUAAACGGAACGAACUUCGCAUCAUAAUUGCUGGUUUUACAUCGUAAUGUGAAGAUACGAUCUGUUUUGCUACUAGUACAGUUUAAUACUGCUUAAUUAUUGCAUAUAUAUCGCCUGAUUCUUUGAGAGUAUUUAGCUUAAAAAGCUGUUUAUCUGACGUUUGGUGAACUGCUGCAGUUAAAUUACGCGGCAUCCCUCAUCGCGUGUUACCCAAUGGACAAAAACAAAGUCAAGACGCGGUCGAGGGGGAGCGCGCAUCGACCUGACGCGAUAUCGUCGACAUCGACAUCAUUUCGUGGUAAAAACACUGCUUCCAUACUCCUGUGCUUCGCCUGCGGCGCCUGCUUCGUACUGAGUUUAAUCUGCAUCUGCUUAGCGACAUUGGUCGUUCUGCUGAACCAGGCUGUUGAGGCGACGAGUUAUCAAUUCGAUUCAAGCAAGCAUACAGCAAUGACCGAUAACGAAAGCUUUAGAUUACCAAAAGAAGUCAAGCCUAUACAUUAUGAUCUCUUGUUGCAUCCAAUACUUAAAGAGGACACAUUUUCUGGAAAAGUGACUAUCCUUAUUGAUGUCCUUGAUGAUAGAAGAACCAUAGCUCUUCAUCAGAAGGGCCUUAAUAUUACAUCUGCAAAAUUGAUAACUUAUGGUCUAGAAGAAGACUAUGAAAUUAAAAUCUCUUCCAUUAGCGAUCCCACAAAAUAUGAAAUUUUUGUGAUAUCAACUGAAAAUGAAUUUAAAUCAGGAUUGUAUAACUUGAGCUUAGAAUUUGAUGGAAGUCUUAAAAAUAAAAUAGUUGGAUUCUAUUCCAGCAAGUAUCAAUAUUAUGACGAAGAAACACUCUGGAAAAUAGAAACUAUGAGUCGACGAGAAAGGCGACCAGAAAAACAAAUCGGUUAUAUUGCUACUACAAAAUUUGAGCCAACUUAUGCUAGACAAGCUUUCCCAUGUUUUGAUGAACCUAAUUUUAAGGCAGAAUUUUCAAUAAAAUUGGUUUGUCCUAUGGAAAAUUCUUAUGGGUCUUUAUCUAAUAUGAAUAUAGAGAGUGUGGAUCUACAUAAGCCAGAAAAGGAUUUAAAGACAACAACCUUUGCUCAAACUGUACCCAUGUCAACAUAUUUAGCUUGUUUUAUUGUCAGUGAUAUGGUUAAAUCGACAAUGAUGGCAAAAGGAUUAAAUGGUCGAGAAUUUCCAGUUAGUGUUUAUAGCACAAAACUUCAAGCAAAGGAAAAGAGACAAUUUCCUCUGCAUAUUGGUGUAAAAGCGAUAGAAUAUUAUAUAAAGUUAUUUGAAAUAGAUUACCCAUUACCAAAACUUGAUAUGGUUGCUAUCCCUGAUUUUACAUCCGGAGCUAUGGAAAACUGGGGUUUAGUAACUUACAGAGAAGCAAAACUUCUUUAUGAUGAUAAUAAUAAUUCCAUUCUUGAUAAACAUGAUGUUGUUAAUGUAAUCUGUCAUGAAUUGGCUCAUAUGUGGUUUGGAAAUCUUGUUACCUUAUCCUGGUGGAAUGAUUUAUGGCUUAAUGAAGGUUUUGCUACAUUUAUGUCAUAUAAGAGUGCAAAUGAGAUUUUACCAAAUCAGAAAUAUAUGGAGAAAUUUAUUAUAAAUAUAAUGCAUAAAGCGAUGACCUUAGAUGCAAAAUUGAGCUCUCAUCCUUUAAUUCAAAAUGUUGAAAGUCCAGACGAGAUAACAUCAAUUUUUGAUGAAAUUUCUUAUAAAAAAGGAGCAGCUAUAAUUCGCAUGAUGGAGAACUUUAUUGGACCUGAUGUUUUUUAUAAUGCUAUUAGUACAUAUUUGAAUAAAUAUGCCUAUCUAAAUGCGGAAACGGCAGAUCUCUUUAACAUUCUGCAAGACGCGGUUGGAAACAAAUUGAACAUAACAGCUAUAAUGGAUUCUUGGAUGCGACAAGAAAGCUACCCUAUUAUUAUUGUCAAAAAAAUCAAUAAUAAAUUUAUAUUAUAUCAAAAACGAUUUUUAGUGCGUCCAAAUAUUCGCUCUAAUUAUGAUCCGCCUGAAGAUAAUCCGCCUAAAGAUAAUCUGCCUAAAGAUAAUCCGUCUGAUAAUGAUUUGCCUGAUGAUGAUCCGCCUAAUGAUGAUUCAUAUUGUUGGACUGUGCCUAUCACUUACAUCACAAACAGAAUGGCUCAACCCACUCUUAUAUGGUUUAAUAAGGAUGUGCAGACAGUCGAGAUCAAUGUUGAUGAACAUACCAAAUGGAUAAAACUUAAUGUGAAUCAAGUUGGUUAUUAUCGAGUUAAUUAUGGAGAUGAAUGGAAAACACUUAAAAAUCUGCUUCGAUUUCACCAUACAAGAUUGUCGAUAGCAGACCGAGCAAAUAUUUUGGAUGAUCUUUAUAGCUUAGCAACAGCUAACAGCAAAUAUAUUGCUAACGCGUUGACCAUAACUUGGUAUUUGCUUUCCCAAGAAUAUCAUGCUAUUCCAUGGGCAAUUGCAACUUCGCAUAUAUUAUCAAUAUAUAUCUUGUCUAGAUCUUCUGAUACGGAAACUAAAUAUAAUUUGCAGAUUUUUGGGCUAAAACUGCUCGAUAAUAUUUACAAGGAUGUGACUUGGACCGUCAAAGAUACCGUAGAAGAUGCCGGGCCGUUCUCAAUUGAUAAGGAAGUACGUACAACAGUACUCGAUUUUGCAUGUGCCUUGGAGCACAAAGAAUGCCUGAAAGAAGCUGGACGCAUAUUUAUGGAUUGGCUUACUUUAAGGAAAAUUCCACAUCCUGACAUUCGCGAAUUGGUUUAUUAUUAUGGUAUGCGCUAUGUUUCGAGAGAAGAUGAGUGGUAUGUGAUGUUUCAAUAUUUCAAAGACGAGACCGAUCCUAUUGAGAAAAAUAAAAUAAUGAAAGGAUUAGCAGGCGUAAAAAGUAUUGAAAUCUUAAAAGAAUAUAUCAACUUAGCUUCUAAUGAGGAAAAUGUUCGUACUCAAGAUUUCUUGAGUUGUUUAAUUAUGAUUUCCGAAAAUCCUGAUGGUACAUCAUUAGUAUGGGAUUGGGUGCGCGAAAAAUGGGAAUGGCUAGUGAACAGAUACACAUUGAAUGAUCGAUAUCUCGGUCAACUUAUUCCAGCUAUUACAAAAUCUUUUGUCACAAGUACCAAAUUGAAUGAGAUGGAGGAUUUCUUUAAACAAUAUCCUGAAGCCGGGGCCGGUGCGAGCAGUCGCACCAAAGCUCUCGACACAGUCUCAUGGAAUAUUAAGUGGCUUUCUAAAAUUUCCCCGGCAAUCACUAAAUGGUAUGAUGAUGCUAUGACUAAAGGAAAAUUAUUUUUAUGAAUAUGUAAAUAAAAGCACUAAAAGAAUAUCUCAAUAUGCGAGAUAAUAUUUUGAAAGAAGAAAUAUUUGAAGUUUAGUAUUAUCGUGCGUAUGAACUUUUUUCGAUUAUCAUGGUAGUAUGGCUACGUUAAACAAAAACAUCAAUUUACGUUAAGUGCGAAGCUUUUUAUGCAAUAUGUUUAUAUAAAAAUAAAAACUGUACUCAAAAAUAUACAUACAACUUUCUAUAAACAUUUUACUUUCUUUAAACAUAA